GGGUCGGCCGCGGCCGCCCAGAGGCCGCCCAGAGGCCACUGCCGGGGCCGCCGCCGCCGAGGCGGUCGCACACACCGACCCCACCAUGCCGGGAAGCCGGGGUGAGAAACUCGACACAUGACUGAAACCGCACCUGCCUCUGGAUUUUUGACCUGAGUUAUUUCAUCAUGGGCCAGCAGAUCUCUGACCAGACCCAGGUGGUGAUCGGCAAACUCCCUGAAAAAGUCGCAAAGCACGUGUCUUUGGUCCGGGAAAGCGGUUCCCUAACUUACGAGGAAUUUCUGGGGAGAGUGGCCGAACUGAAUGAUGUAACUGCAAAGUUGGCUUCCGGUCAAGACAAGCAUCUCCUCUUUGAGGUGCAGCCAGGGUCUGACUCCUCGGCCUUUUGGAAGGUGGUGGUACGCGUAGUGUGCACAAAGAUUAACAAAAGCAGUGGAAUUGUAGAAGCUUCGAGGAUCAUGAAUUUGUAUCAGUUUAUCCAGCUUUAUAAAGAUAUCACUGAUCAAGCAGCAGGAGUGCUGGCCCAGAGUCCCACCUCGGGAGGAACUGCUGAAAACCUGUCAUCCGGAUCUUCCUGCCAGGCCAGCCUCUGGAUGGGAAGGGUGAAACAGCUGACGGACGAGGAGGAAUGUUGCAUUUGUAUGGAUGGACGAGCCGAUCUUAUAUUGCCUUGUGCUCACAGUUUCUGUCAGAAGUGCAUUGACAAAUGGAGCGACCGCCACAGGAACUGCCCCAUCUGCCGCCUGCAGAUGACCGGAGCCAAUGAUUCUUGGGUGGUGUCCGACGUCCCCACCGGCGAUGACAUGGCUAACUACAUCCUGAACAUGGCGGACGAGGCGGGCCAGCCUCUCAGGCCGUGACUCCUCGGGGUAACUUGGGGGAAUGAACAUCCGGGGCCGAGAGAUCGGAGAAUGCGGUGUCGUGAUCUCGGGAGUGGCGCGGGUCUCCGCCACUCUCCUCACUCGGUUCAUUGUUUCUGCUCGACGUCACACGCCUUCCAUUGAGGACGUCUCUACUACUGUUUUAAAACAGUUUGCACUUAGGUGAAUCGUACACGUGUGCAGACAUUUUCAUUUGAAUAGUGGCGGCCUGAAUCCCCCGUGAAUUCUUUUACCCUUGAGUUUUAGAGCAGAGAUUGCGGAGGCUUCAGGAACUCCGGUUUGUCCUGGGUAGAAUAUUUGGGAGUGUUCUGUGGUUUUGUUGAGUGUUAGUUUAACCCUUGGUUGAAGGUGUUUCUGGCACAGUUUGAACUGGAUAUUGGCAAACACAGAGAAAAAAAAGCCAACUCCCAAGUACUCAUUUCUAAGCUCCAGUCUGACAGUUGGAAUUUCAGGAGCAGUGGGUGCUCCUUUUUGGUCACACUGCCAUUUCGGUCCUUUCUCCUUAGAAAUCUGCACGGGCCAAACAUCCUAACCGAGCAGCUUGCCAUUUGAAGAUUAUAAAGUACACCCGCGACCGAGGCAUGUAUGCCUAGGGAUUUGGGUGCGGGUGGAGAGAUUGUCUCAUCGGUCGUUUCGAGGAGUUUUCUCUGGUGGAGCGCCGACUCUUUCCAGGAAUGGCGAAAUCAGGUUGAGUGCUUCCUUACAUGGCAAUGUGAAAUCCUUUCCUUUACGGGGGUGGUGUCCCAGAGGGGACACGUCGAGAAAUUGGCCGAUUAUAAACUCUGCCCCUCAGAGAAUGAUUCUCUCACUAAAAGAUAAACCAAGCAGUAUUGAUCAGGGCGCUUUUCUUUUCAUAGUUUGGUACGGUCUUCCUGAGUUUUCCAAGCCACUGCCAUUUUUCAGUUAUGGUGGGCGGGGAAAAGCGGGGCUUUGUUUUCACCCUGAAAGAGUCAGCUACAUUCCUGAAGCCAGGUGAAAGUUCCACCUUGCUCACUGCCAUUUUCACAUCUCUUCCUCUGGAUUAUGCAACUGUAGUAACUCAGGAAAGGGGGAGUCAUUCAACCAGAUGAUAAUGUUCCAGGGGCAUUUAUGCCCCGGGAACCUCCUGCUGUCUGUUUUCAAAUACAAAAUAUCUACGUCGGGUUGAACCGAAACAUUUCAGAAUAUGCGAAAGCGACGUCGAAAGGCCGAUUCUCGCGAGCGGACACGUCUUGCUGGAUUCCAGCAAGAGGUCCCCGACGUGGAUUCGAUCAAUUCCAAAUGAGUACUGCAUAUUUCAUGCUAUGUUCCAAUAAGCUACAGUCACCGGAGCAAACGUGGCUCCUUCAGGGAAGGGAAUCUCCAAAUCCAUGCAAAAUUUCACGCGUGAAUAAGUAGCUCUUCGGUUUUUAGCCGACGUGCAACUAGGACUAAGAAUGCGUUCCUUGAAGACGUGCGCCUUCUCUUGGUGGAUUCAUCUUCCCUCCGUAUAUUUAUAGAUGUGUGUGGGUAGCUGUGCAUAUAAACUCAUUUGGCGUCCUCUGAUGAUCGGGCUUGAACACAGAGUGGCCAUGAAAUCCAAGUCCCGUAGAGUUUGCCGUGAAAACGUUUUACGGGGGAAUUUUUCUAAACCAUCCCUGUGGUGACUCCUUUAAAGGCAGUAAUUCCUAAGGCCUCUUACCGCGGGAAGGUGGUUUUGCCCCUGGCACCUGCUCAGAUACCUGGGCACCAACGUGCAUCCAAACCGUUUCCCGAAGGGAGGCUCCCUUUUUCCUUCCCCGCGGAGGUCAAACUGGAUCCACGUGUUGUCGGCAAGUAUUCCGGUCCCUGUGCCUUCCCUAAGACAUUAGCCGACCUUGGGGCUGUUUUUAAAGCCCCAACUCCUAAUCAUUUCUACUCUGUCUCAGCAAGCCGUCUCUUUGGCUCCCCAACCCCAUUGGUUAUAGUGAGGCAGACCCCAAAUGGGUCUCCCUUGGGCUCUAACACCUCUGGGGGCAGGAGAUGGGGAGUGAGGGGGGUUAUGGCAGCUGGCAUGAAGUAGGGCCGCACCUGCCAGGGACAACACUGCUGGAACCUGAGCGAGAAGCUUCGACGAACUGACCAAAUCUGACACUUUCUCCUCUGCCAAUCCUGGGGUCACCCCCGCCUUUUCGGUAACGGAGAGCACAGAUGGGCUCCUCUGUUACCAAAAGAGUUUGGCAAAAUCACUCCAGCACAUUGACCCACUAAUCUUUUAUGAAGCUAGAUACAUUCAUACAUUGCGCUUUUCAAAACAAAACAUUUCCACUAACUCCUAAAUCACAUUUUUCUUCUUGCAAGCUGGCUCGCUAAAUUGAGCAAUAGUUUUUUGGAGGAGCCUGGGAGGUUUUUGCUGUAUUGGCAUCACCUGAAUCCAAAAGUUGUAAAUUUUUUUAUUGGGUGAAACCUUUUUUUUUUUUUUUAAUUCUGUACAGCUCUACCUUUUUAAAUCAUAAACUACUUAAAUGCACUUGCUGUGAAAUAGGAUCAGAAUCGUGUGCCUUCUAGACUUUGUGACAUGGUAUUUCUUUCCCAAGGUAAGGAACGUGUAUUGGCAAAACUUUCCUAGUCUUAAUGCAUUAGUUGGGGUUCUCAGUCAUGCUGCAGAGACCCUAAUGUAGCAAAAUGAAUCUAACAGUAAACUGCUGCAAUAAAGUGUGGAGGAAGAGGGAGAGCAGUUUUGAGUGUUUGGAAUUCCAUCCCAGAGAACACAUUAAUGACUAAACACACCCCAUCCGUUGUAUGAUUAGGAGCGAUUGAUGGAUUGUGCAAUAAAUGCAUUUUGAAAAAGAA
This is a messenger RNA of Ornithorhynchus anatinus (platypus), 3671 nucleotides long. RefSeq names its product ring finger protein 141 (gene RNF141). Gene Ontology annotation, biological process: protein autoubiquitination. The record is from RefSeq and is a predicted model, not a curated record. Lineage: Eukaryota; Metazoa; Chordata; Mammalia; Monotremata; Ornithorhynchidae. Gene Ontology annotation, molecular function: ubiquitin-protein transferase activity. Bases 168 to 860 code for a protein of 230 amino acids. The transcript is spliced from 6 exons.